Cucurbita pepo subsp. pepo (vegetable marrow) is the source of this 1402-nucleotide messenger RNA. Its product is annotated as yacP-like NYN domain protein. NCBI's taxonomy places the organism in Eukaryota, Viridiplantae, Streptophyta, Magnoliopsida, Cucurbitales, Cucurbitaceae. The record is from RefSeq and is a predicted model, not a curated record.
UGAUGUGUGGCUGAUUUAGCGACUGCCAUACCAUCGUCUUCCCGCGAUCACCUAAAACGGAAUGAAAGACCACAGAGAAACAGCGACUGUAUCUGUGUAAGUGGAGAAGUUCAGCCGGAGCAGUGGCGGAGCUCAGCCUGGGAAAAUUACCGUCAAUAUGUGAAUCGCAGGGAUCGCGACGAAUUCUUUUGCAAAGUGAAAGUCUCUGUUGUCAUGGAGGUUUUUUCUUCAACUUGAAUUUAUGGAGGUCGUCGGCUCAGUGAAAUUGUUUUCAUCGUCACCAACGAACACAGUUUCAGGCUUGUGUUACUCUCCCUCCUCUUAUACUUCCUUGUUUUCUCCCAAAAAGAAGAAGAAGAAGAAGAAUUUCCUUGUAGUUUCCAAAAGCAAAAAGCAGCCACAAAGUCCAUCGGGUGAUUCUGAUCCUCCGAGAAUUACGUCAAAUCUGAAGCAGAAUUUGCAGUUUCUGAAAUUAUGGAAGGACUUCCAAAAGCGAAAAUCUAGCGCACCCAAGCCUGCUACUAGUUACCGGAAGAAGAAGGUAGAGAAGGAGGACCUCCCCGGAGAUACGGAGCUUUAUCGUGAUCCCACAUUGACUCUUUACUAUACCAACCAGGGUAUAGACAAUACAGUUCCUGUCUUGCUGGUUGAUGGUUAUAAUGUGUGUGGCUAUUGGGUGAAGCUUAAGAAGCAUUUUAUGAGCGGGAGACUUGAUGUAGCCCGCCAAAAGCUAAUUGACGAGCUUAUUACAUUCAGUAUGCUGAGAGAGGUGAAAGUGGUAGUUGUAUUUGAUGCGAUGCUGUCUGGACUCCCGACACACAAGGAAGACUUUGCUGGAAUUGAUGUGGUUUAUUCAGGUGAGUCAUGUGCAGAUACGUGGAUUGAAAAAGAGGUAGUUGCUCUGAGGGAGGAUGGAUGUCCCAAAGUUUGGGUAGUGACUUCUGAUAUCUGUCAUCAGCAUGCAGCACAUGGAGCAGGAGCCUUUAUUUGGAGUUGCAAGGCCUUAGUUACUGAGAUAAAAGCAUCAAAAAAGGAGGUUGAAAUGAUGUUGCAAGAACACAGAUCGACAUCUUUCCAGGGGAAAUUGUUAAAGCAUAAUCUCGAUUCAGAAGUUGUCAAUGCUCUCAAUGAUCUGAAAAGGAAGCUAAACGAAAAUGAAUCGAAGUAGAUGGGAAGUUUAUUUGUUUCUAUACUUGUUUUCUCUAACUCCAUUCUUUUUACUUGAUUACCUCAUGUUCAUAGUCAUGUCCGAAUCUGUUUCAACUCAUACCUGUUUCAAGCUGAUCAAUGUAAGGAUGAAAUCACAUUGUUUCUUUUUGCGUACAAAUCCUCUAGAUUUCUGACAGAAAACAACCAUAAGUUUGUUGAUAUGCGAUGAAGGUCUAGGUUCCCUAGCCUUUCU